AUGAGCAUAUUAAGAUUCGUUACAAGAUCAACAAACCCUACCAAUAGGUGGUGGGCAAAUGGUCACAAAGCAGCAUCAUUCUACAGAUACCAAUCUUCACAGACACCGGGUCGCACCGCAAACAAAAAGAAAAUGAGCGUUCUUGAGCAGAAGAAGCAGGUGCAGACCAUGAAGACCGAUACUGACGCAAAAGACUCGAGAGAUGAAAGGGAGAAUAACAAAACUAAUUUGCCCUCCUCUAAAAAAAUACGGAAAGGCUUUAGCUCUCUUGCCAAGGUCCCCAGUACAGAAGCGUUGAAUCCGGAGGAAAUAUUAUUGGAUACAUUCUUUCAAGGAUACAAACCGCUCACUUUACCUUUGAGACCGCCCACGAAGAAACGACAAACGGUUUUAUACUUGGACGUUGAAGAGAGUCUUCAAUUUUUCGGGAACGCAUUGGAAGAGUAUUCUUCAAUUUCAAAGGCGCAUACAGGAGCCGAGGAUGUCAACAAAUCUAAGUAUGAAUUCUCGAACACAAGUUUCAAUUCUGAGGAGGAUGUUGGAGAUAAGUAUACGAAAAGAUCUGAAAUUAGCAAGAACAACAAAGGAAGGAAAAGAACAGGUAAAGAGUCGAUGAAAAAGAAGAAAUGA
Ogataea philodendri is the source of this 630-nucleotide messenger RNA. RefSeq lists its product as uncharacterized. Bases 1 to 630 code for a protein of 209 amino acids. The transcript has a single exon. NCBI's taxonomy places the organism in Eukaryota, Fungi, Ascomycota, Pichiomycetes, Pichiales, Pichiaceae. The record is from RefSeq and is a predicted model, not a curated record. Gene Ontology annotation, cellular component: mitochondrion.